AAUAUGCUUUCCAAAACUUAACUUUGCGCACUUUUUUCUUAAGGGAAAGUUUCAGUUCAAGUUUAGGCAGCUAACACGGGACAAUGGAGACGAGUAGGAUCUGGGCUGUGUUCCUGACAUUGCUGCUGUCCUCCUGCAGGCUCUCUGUGCUCGGACAAUACCAGGGAGAUCAUGGCAUAGCCGUGCCCGACCAUGGAUUCUGCCAGCCGAUCACUAUUCCGCUCUGUACUGACAUCGCUUACAACCAAACCAUCAUGCCCAACCUGGUGGGGCAUUACAGCCAAGAGGAUGCAGGAUUGGAGGUUCACCAGUUUUAUCCCUUGGUAAAGGUACAGUGUUCGCCGGAUCUUAAAUUUUUCCUCUGUUCCAUGUAUGCGCCCGUAUGCACCGUUCUGGAGAAAGCCAUCCCUCCGUGUAGAUCUAUCUGCGAAAGGGCUAAGCAUGGCUGUGAAGCGCUGAUGAACAAGUUUGGCUUUCAGUGGCCGGAGCGCCUGAGGUGUGAGAACUUUCCUGUACUGGGAGACGGUCAUAUAUGUGUAGGACAAAACGAAUCCACGGCCACCGUGGCUCCUCCACACUUGCCCGUUCCAGGAACCCCAGGGAUCCAUCUUUAUUCCACCCUCGACAGGCCUUUCCGGUGCCCACCGACUUUGAAGGUGCCAUCCUACCUAAACUAUAAGUUCCUCGGGGAGCUGGACUGCGGCGCUCCAUGUGAGUCAUCGAAGACUCACGGUGCUUACAUGUUCUUCACAGACCAGGAGAUUGAAUUUGCACGCAUUUGGAUUUUAGUCUGGUCCUGCCUGUGCUGUGCGUCCACUCUGUUUACAGUGACUACAUAUUUGGUGGACAUGCAGCGCUUCAAGUAUCCUGAGCGGCCUAUCAUUUUUCUGUCUGGCUGCUACACCAUGGUGUCUAUCGCGUACAUUACUGGGUUUUUCCUUGGCGACAAAGUGGCGUGCAACGAGAGCUUCUUUCCAGACAGCUACAAAACGAUAGUGCAAGGCACCAAGAAGGAAGGAUGCACAAUACUCUUCAUGAUGCUUUACUUCUUCAGCAUGGCAUCCUCCAUCUGGUGGGUCAUACUCUCUCUAACCUGGUUCCUGGCUGCUGGGAUGAAGUGGGGUCACGAGGCCAUUGAGGCCAACUCGCAAUACUUCCACCUGGCAGCUUGGGCCGUACCAGCUGUAAAGACCAUCAGCAUCCUGGCCAUGGGGCAGAUUGAUGGCGAUGUCCUCAGCGGAGUCUGCUUCGUCGGCCUGAGCAAUAUCGACCCUCUGCGCGGCUUCAUCCUGGCGCCGCUGUUUGUCUAUCUUUUCAUCGGGACGUCUUUCUUGCUGGCCGGAUUUGUGUCCCUCUUCAGGAUCCGCACCAUCAUGAAGCACGAUGGCACCAAGACCGAGAAACUAGAGCGCCUCAUGGUGCGCAUUGGCAUCUUCUCCGUCUUGUACACGGUGCCAGCUACCAUCGUCAUCGCUUGCUUCUUUUACGAGCAGGCCUUCCGCGAGCACUGGGAGCGCAGUUGGAUCAGUACGCACUGUAAGAGCCUGGCCAUACCGUGCCCCAUGCAGCCCGGGCCUCGCAUGAGCCCCGAUUUUACUGUCUACAUGAUCAAGUACCUCAUGACCCUGAUUGUGGGGAUCACCUCAGGGUUCUGGAUCUGGUCCGGGAAAACUCUGCACUCUUGGAAGAAGUUCUACACACGCCUGACUAACGGGCAACAUGGUGAGACCACCGUGUAAGACACUGGACCCUCUAUGUCUCGGGGAAAUGUUAAUUUUUUGUUAAAUUUAAGGACUGAAUUUGUGAAUUGUUUUACAAAGACAGACUGAGGAACUGAUGUUUUUACAUGUUGUCAGUAUUUGUAAUAUGGUAACAGUUCCGGCUGAAUAUUGUACAUAAUUUGUAAGACUUUUGUGAAAUAAGACUGAAUGAAUUAAGUCGUUUUUGCUGUUGUUUUUUCCUUUUAUUCCAAGUCUCUUUUUAUUUCCUUAAAUGAAAAAUCCUGGCCAUUUUGGUGCCAUUAGCUGAAGAGCCCCCCGUCUGCUUUACAGCCACUUCCCCUCCCUGGUUUUUCAAAGCUAAGCUUGUAGAGCUAUUUGCCAUUUGGGAAUUCGGCAGACGGCGGAUGACACCAGGUGGAAAGAGGAGGCCUUUGGACACUCAGUUCUUUCUAGCAGCAAGCUGUGUUUAAAAGCGCUGUAAAUAAUACUGUAUUUGUACAAAAUAUAUAUUUGAAUAUAAUUAUAUAUUUGUAUUUAAA
Messenger RNA from Trichomycterus rosablanca, 2260 nucleotides. It is a transcript of the gene fzd2, whose product is annotated as frizzled class receptor 2. Gene Ontology annotation, biological process: non-canonical Wnt signaling pathway; canonical Wnt signaling pathway. Lineage: Eukaryota; Metazoa; Chordata; Actinopteri; Siluriformes; Trichomycteridae. The record is from RefSeq and is a predicted model, not a curated record. Gene Ontology annotation, cellular component: plasma membrane. Gene Ontology annotation, molecular function: Wnt-protein binding; Wnt receptor activity. Bases 84 to 1739 code for a protein of 551 amino acids. The transcript has a single exon.